CCAUCAUCCAUCAGAGGUCUGCUCACCCUUGGACUGCCGGACUUUGGAGCUCGCCAUCCUUGUCGUAGCAUGAGAACAGAUUCCAGAACUCAAACCCCUCGUUACGUCCUUGCUGUCCAACACGUACACGGUACACCUCUGGCUAGCCAUGGUUGAGCUCCGCAAACUCUCUGCUGGUGUUCUUGCAACAGCCAAAGCAGUAUGGAAAGGCGGCAGUCCCUUUGCGGCACUCACCGCCAUGUGGCCGGUCAAUGACGAGGGCAAAUACACCAUCGAGGCCGAGGGCAUCAAGAUUUCCUUCACGCAUCACGGUGCGGCCGUCGCCAACUUAUGGGUGCGGGACCGGGACGGCGAUGAGAUCGAUAUUGUCCUCGGGUUGGACCACGCCGAUAUGUACCCAGAAACAAGCUCCAAUCCCUACUUGAACGGAGUUAUCGGACGGUAUGCGGGGUACAUCAGGGAUGCAGGCUACGAAGCAGAAGGCGUCAAACAGCAGCUUUUGGCCAACGCGCACGGAGGGACGGCGACAUUCAACGGGGGGGAGAAAAGUUGGGGUCGGCUUGACUGGGCGGUUCCAUCCAACGAGAAAGACAGCAUCACAUUCGUCAUGUUCGACAAAGGCAAGAAUGGCUUCCCGGGGCUGUUUGUUGGCUGCGUGACCCAUACCGUGUCCCCUUACACCUGGCACAUCGGCUAUGGAGUCACGCCCUUGCUACUGCCGGGAGGACCUCUUAAUAUGGCCCAGCAAGCGUUUUUCAACCUCAACGGACUGCGGAGGACGGACAACGGGACUAUCGGAUCGGUCACUGACCACUAUCUUUACCUGCCCAUGUCAGGCAUGCGGUUUCACUUUGAUGAGAAUGGAAUUUCUACCGGCAAUAUCCUGAGUAACCCCAAGGGGAAGGAACAUGACUUCUGGUCAAGUCCAAAGACCGUCGGGAAGGUCUUGAUCAACAAUUCGGGCGAGCUUGCUUCUUCGUAUGACCAGACAUUCACCCUCGCUCACAAAUACGCCGACAGCAGCCGGAGACAGAAGCCCGCAGCCAUUCUAUCGUCAUCAUGGUCGGGAAUUACCAUGGAGGUUUACACGGAUCAAGAUGCUCUUCGUGUGCACACCUGGAGCGAGGAGCAAACGGGACCCCUGAGGCUGAAGAAAUCUCAGGGUGAGGGUGAGGUUCCCAGACAUGGUGCCAUAUCCCUUGAACAGAGUGACUGGCCUGACGCCGUCAACCACCCCGAGUGGAUGAACAGAAAAACGUUGUGGGGAAACCUCGACAUCUACUCGGGCUACAUGGAGUACAAGUUCAAGGUGAAUGGAGGGCAGGUUCGCGAUAGGGAGCUGUAGCUG
Molecule: messenger RNA, 1348 nt
Organism: Parathielavia appendiculata
Lineage: Eukaryota; Fungi; Ascomycota; Sordariomycetes; Sordariales; Chaetomiaceae
Product: galactose mutarotase-like protein
Exons: 3
Coding region: 149-1345 (398 amino acids)
Biological process (GO): beta-D-galactose catabolic process via UDP-galactose, Leloir pathway; glucose metabolic process
Molecular function (GO): carbohydrate binding; aldose 1-epimerase activity
Source: RefSeq, a predicted model, not a curated record